AUGGCUUCACACCCAAAACCUUCUUCCAACAAAAGCUUCAUCCAUGCCCCUGCACCCACCACCGCCUCCGCCGCGGCGUCUCGAGCACCGGCGAGCCACAGGAAGUUUUGCUUCCGAAAGCGAGGGAAGCUGCCAACGGCGCGGCUAGGGGGGAAGAAGCCGCGGCGGGGAUUCUUUCUGGUGAAGCUUUUCCGGCGGGCGAGACUGCGGUGGCUCCGGCUGCACUACUCAACCAUGGUGAAGAAGAUCAAAGAUUAUUACCAGCGACUCAUAAAGGAUAUCGUCGACGGCGGCGGAGCCAUUGAUUCCUUCCACCAACGCCUGAUCAUGGAGACGUCUUUUGCCGUUCCGGUGAUGGGACUUUCUUUGAACUCUUUUCCUAGCCAUUACGGCAAAUAGCUCGCCGGCGCCGGCGGAUUUUCUUGUUUAUCCGGUAAAUAACUCCGAUCUCCUUCAUUGUC
Messenger RNA from Ipomoea triloba (trilobed morning glory), 461 nucleotides. RefSeq lists its product as uncharacterized. The record is from RefSeq and is a predicted model, not a curated record. Lineage: Eukaryota; Viridiplantae; Streptophyta; Magnoliopsida; Solanales; Convolvulaceae. The transcript has a single exon. The coding region runs from base 1 to 399 and encodes 132 amino acids.